AUGAGAUUGACUAUUGGUGCUGAUAAAUCUAGAUUGGAGGAGAUGCACAAAUUUGCCAAAUGGCUUCUCGAUAUUGGUGAGGGUAAAGUAGAAGGCGACAAUGAUGGUGUGGCAACUGUACAAAUACCUUCUGAUCUUCUAAUCAGAGAUUGUUUGGAUCCCAUUGAAAGCUUGAUUCAAUUUGUAUAUCCAUCCGUUUUGCAAAGAUAUAUGGAUCGAGAUUAUUUUUCAGAAAGGGCCAUUCUUACACCAAAAAAUGAGGUCGUACAUGAAAUCAAUGAUCGAUUGUUAGAGUUGUUUCCUGGUGAACCAACAGAGUACCUAAGCUCUGAUAGUAUAUGUCAAACCGAACAAGUUAAUGAUUCCUUCGAGCAAGAAUUGUAUUCACCUGAUGUUCUGAAUGGGUUAAAGAUAUCCGGUUUACCAAAUCAUCGUCUGGUUUUGAAAGUCGGUGUUCCAAUUAUGCUUCUUAGGAACAUUGACCAACAAAAUGGAUUAUGUAAUGGUACAAGGUUGCAGGUUACAUUUCUUGGGAAGCGGGUUAUAGAAGCUGAAAUUAUAUCAGGUGCUAAUGUUGGAACUAGAACGUUUAUUCCAAGAAUUACCAUGAUACCGUCGGACAAAAAAAUACCUUUUGCUUUUCAACGACGACAGUUUCCUGUUGCUGUGUGUUUCGCUAUGACAAUCAAUAAGAGUCAAGGACAGUCUUUAUCUAAGGUUGGACUUUUUUUAAAAGAGCCAGUUUUUACACAUGGUCAGUUAUAUGUAGCCUUAUCAAGAGUUAAAUCAAGAGAAGGGGUUAAGAUCUUAGUUCUAGAUAAGGAUGGUAAACCGACAGAUACUACAACGAAUGUCGUUUAUAAAGAAGUUUUCACGCACCUAUGUUAA
Messenger RNA from Helianthus annuus (common sunflower), 888 nucleotides. RefSeq names its product ATP-dependent DNA helicase PIF1-like. The coding region runs from base 1 to 888 and encodes 295 amino acids. The record is from RefSeq and is a predicted model, not a curated record. Lineage: Eukaryota; Viridiplantae; Streptophyta; Magnoliopsida; Asterales; Asteraceae. The transcript has a single exon.